AACGCAACACCUUAGUUGUGUUAUAUACCUCCCGCGACAACAGUCGAUUCCACGGUUACACUUAACGUUUUAGUUAACCGGUGACCGAAAACAGUCUGAUGGAAAGUGAUUGGUAUCAAUAAGCCAGACAGUGAUAAUGGGAGCAUUCAAAAGCAGCUUUUUCCGGACCCUUCUUGGAUCCCUCCUGCUCUGCUCAGUGGGAAUCUACGUCUGCUACAUUUAUUUGAAUGCUGAUCCCGAUUACCAUCACCUGAGAAAUGUUAGGGUCUGGAAUUCCUCCCAUUACUACAUUCACACUCCUGGCUGUAUCAUGCCAGAAAUAGAGCCUUUUCACCCCAGCCUCCUGAAAUACAAGCUUAAGCGGCCAAAGCAGCUUGUAUGUUCCAAGAAGAAGCCCCUGACACAGGAAUCAGGACUGACCUUAUUCUUUUACAAGGACAGGUUGCACGAAUAUGGUGUUGCAGAUAAUGUUGCCAGAUGUGUUUAUCAAGGGAUACUAAGAGUUGAACAGAAACCUGGACAUUACAACAGUCAGUGCGACAACAAAUGGAAACUGAGAAAUGAGAGUAUUGCAAUAGAACAUAAAGAAACGCUCAUGACUGAGGAUGCAGUAUAUGUGAAAUGUACCAAUUCGAAGUCCAAGAAAAGUAAGCCGUUUUACGAAGCAGUUCAUUACUUCAUACAGCCAUGGAGAGUGGAAGAAAAACGAAAGCAAUAUAAGGCUAAGAACCACAGGCGCCAGAAUGAAGAUCUUAGCGUGAUUUUGAUGGGUUUAGACUCUGUUUCUCGAGCCAACCUCCAGCGGCACAUGCCCGCAACUUACGACUUUGUGAAAAACAAACUCCGCUUGAUUGAAAUGGAAGGCUUCAACAAAAUUGCCAUGAAUACCGAUGUAAACCUCUCGGGAAUCUUAAUAGGAAUGUAUUAUGAAGAAGUGCAGUCGAGCUGCACACCCAAGGAGAGUAAAACCAGAUUCGAUGACUGCCCGCUGAUAUGGAAGAACUUCUCUGCCAUUGGGUAUCCUACUGCUUUUGGGGAAGAUGGCCCCUGGAUGGGAAGCUUCCAUUACAGAAAACAUGGGUUUUGUAAACUGCCAACUGACUACUACAACAGACAUUACUUUUAUGCCUCAGAAAAACUGAUUGGAAGUACUUAUGGAAAGAGACAGGGUGCUAAUUAUUGCCAGGGGGGUCGGUCAAGUAUUUCCGUAAUCCAAGAUUAUUCCUUAGAGAUUGCUGAGUCCUUGAAGGAUAUUCCUUAUUUUGGGUAUUACUGGUCGGCCUCAGUUACACAUGGAUCUGUACAAGAGAACUCAAUGGCAGACAUCCCUACUCGUGACUAUCUAGAGAAGCUUAGUGAUAGAGGCUACCUGAAUCACACGGUGCUGCUUUUCAUAAGCGACCAUGGAGUUAGAUUUGGGAAGAUCACAAGCACAUACGCAGGUAUGUUAGAACUGAGACUGCCAUUUGUCAUGUUUGGAUUCCCGGAAUGGUUUGGGGACAAGUAUCCCGAAGCCAUGAGGAACCUGAAGACUAAUACAAAGAGACUGACGUCAUCAUUUGACCUUCAUGCAACUCUUCACGAUAUCGUCAACAAGGCUUACAUCAGUCCAAUAGAAAGUACUCUUCCCAACAGGUCUUACCGCUCACCUUUGGCGAACCACGGACAGAGUUUGUUUCUGGAAGUGUCUGAGAACAGGACAUGUGCAGAAGCAGGCAUACCGGAUAAGUUUUGUGCUUGCAUACAUACAAAAGAGGUCGAUACGAGUGACCCAAAGGUACAGGAAGCAGCAAACAAAGCAGUUGAUGUACUCAACGCUAAACUUAGGUCAUUCCCAGACUGUGCCCAACUGAAAUUAAAGCGGAUCGUUAGUGGUCAGUUAGGGUACCCUAGAAACGAAACGUUACCCAAACAACGAGAUACCCUGGCGACAUCGUAUGUUGUCACAUUCAUCACUGAACCAAGCGAAGCAGAGAUGGAAGCCUCAUUCAGACUCUAUGAAGGAAAAUUUGAGCUAUCAGCAGAUAUUUUACGCAUCAACAGCUACGAUAAUCAGAGUCAUUGUAUAACUGACGAGUAUAUGAAAAAUUAUUGUUUUUGUAAUGAUUUGGUCACUUAAGGAAGAAAGUAGUACAUUAUGUGCCAGAACGUGAUCAGAACAGAAUCCAGCUCUGUAACCUGUAAAAGGGACGUGUUAUUAUUCCUUAAUCUUUGAGUGCCAGACAUUCUGUUUACUUCAGCCUUACCUACCACAAAUUAUGGUUUAAUGGGCCAUCCAUUACGUGCAGGAAAGAGAUAUUCAAAGGGCGUGAUGUAUAUAUUUAGUCAUUCAAUUAUCAUUCUAAAUUUUAUUUCAGUAUUGUUGUCAAGCUAAUGUGUUCUAGCCUAUCUAAGAAUUCUAGGAAGAUAGAAAUAAAACAAGGAGAGAAGUCGGUGACCAGCCUAACUCAGGCUACCAUUCUGCAUACCUCAUGAUCAUAAUGAAAAUGAGUGGUGUUGAAUAUAAAACAGGUCACCAUAGACAACAUUUAAAGAUAAAAAAAAAAAACUGUCAGUAAUCUAGAUAAGCACGAAAGGGUUGCUUAAGCUGAGAAAGUGGUGGAUUAGAGUUGUCAACAUUCUGUCUUAAUGGAGGGAAAGAUGCACAUGAGAAUUUUGUAAAUAAUGUAAGUUGGGGCAAUGUUCAGAUAGCAAACGUGAGAACAAAUAUGGGUAUGCCAAUCCCACAUAAAUAACCAAUUUUAUUUUCAUGUUUGUUGCGUUCUAGUGUUAUUCAGUGAGCUUUAUGUACACAUUUACACAGAUGGCAGAUGGAGAAUUCGUUUGUGAAAGUACCAGUUUGGGCCUAAAGGGGCCUGAAAAGUUGAAAGGCUUAUGCUUGACUUGGUUGGAUUUAUUUACAAAACAUAUCUCAUACACACUCGUAUCACUCUCCUUAUUUUUCCUUUUAAGUUGCCAUAGAAAUCAUAGUUGAGAGUAAAACUGUUGUUUUACUUUGUAAGAAACGAAUGGCAAUUAACAUAUUAAAUGCUGAUAAAAACUACAUUUAUUGCAAUUUGAAGAGAAUUAGCACAGAUAUAAACAAACAGAGAGAAAAUAUUCAUCACAGCCACCACACUAACAAUAGUACUAAUGGUGACAAAACCAGACUGAAAAUGUUUAGAUAACAAUAACUGCAGAAAUAGCCCAACUAUAUAGACAUUUGCCUUCAUACACUACCUCAUGUUUUUGAAUAUCUUUCAUGUCUUUUGUAUUGUGAUUGGUAUCUGAUAUGAACUAUUGCUUUUUCUCUCCAAAAAUCUAGAAAACAUUACUUGCCUGUGUGGCGUUAAAGUCAGGAGAUUAUAAGCGGUAGUUAUCAUCAGUGUUGAAUGAUAUACAUUUCUGUAGCAGCAUUAUUUAUGAAUGAGGUGGCAAAGUGAAACUGAUUAAUGUAAUAAAACUUAGAUUGCGUUCAUUAUGGAAUUCUACUUGGAAAUCUUAUUGGUUUUAUUGUUUAUUUUUUACUAAUUAGAUAUAUUUAGGUGCCUUUGACAUUGAGUUGUUAUUGUUCCAAUGAUGUUAAUUUGUUCAAAUUCAUAUACUUCACUGCCUGGAAGUCGAAGUAUAUAAAAGUGAUUCACCAAUAUUUGAUUUGAUUUAUUAGAACCAGUAGAAUUAAGGCCAUGAAAGUGGAUUGUAAACUUUGUCCUUUUGUAUACUUUGCCAAAUAAAAUUUCUUGAAAAUGA
Messenger RNA from Macrobrachium nipponense, 3729 nucleotides. RefSeq lists its product as uncharacterized. The record is from RefSeq and is a predicted model, not a curated record. Bases 137 to 2119 code for a protein of 660 amino acids. NCBI's taxonomy places the organism in Eukaryota, Metazoa, Arthropoda, Malacostraca, Decapoda, Palaemonidae. The transcript has 9 exons.